Schistosoma turkestanicum is the source of this 2783-nucleotide messenger RNA. Lineage: Eukaryota; Metazoa; Platyhelminthes; Trematoda; Strigeidida; Schistosomatidae. The record is from the annotation of a GenBank genome assembly.
GUUACUUUUACUUUGAUAAAAUGCCUAUUGUACCUAUUGUUUGUGUUUCUCUCUCUAAACAAGGUUUUCUGUGUUUUCGUUUAAGAUAUAUCCGUAACCUGAGUUUUAAUCAUGGCGUAUUCAGUGUAAAGUUUCAUACUGAGUAUGUUCUGGAAUCGUUUAAGGAAAACUGAUAAAUUGGUAGAAAAUGUUAUCCUUUUCAAUUUGAAUAUUUCGAAUAGUGAUCCUGUAGUAGAAUAUGUCUAUCCACCAGUUGACGAUACAAAUCUUUGCUUUAAUAAAUUGCGAAACUUUGUUCUUCCAUGCAGACAUGACAGUCUUAUUUCAGAAGAGUAUACUCUUAUAUUCACGGAUAUUGAUGGGACUGUAGAAUUCUUUGUUUGUAUUACUUUGCCUAUUUCCGGAUAUAUUGUGUGCGUUAGUAGUUAUUUACCAUACUUUGAACUUUUGCAUUCAAUAAUAAAAUUGAUUAAUCAAGAUCAUUUGUAUAGAGAAGAAAACCGAUACAAUAUUGAAAUAAUUUUAAAAGAAUUAAAUUAUCAUUCCGGUUUCGCUAUAUUAAACGUUUCAUCACCAAAUUCGAUGAAAUUGGGUAUACAACUUCCAGAACCCCAGUUUCAAUUCGUUUAUCAUAGACAUAUCUUAGAGUAUUAUAAUACACUGUCUAUCGCAAAUUGGAUUGUAAUAUUUGAAAGCCUAAUUAUGGAGAAAAGUGUAAUAUUUUAUUCAAGUCGCCUACAACGUGUUACUUCUUGUCUGUUGGCAAGUCUCAGUUUGUUGUACCCACUCAUAUGGCCUCAUUUGAUAUAUACACUGCUACCUUCCAACUGUAUUGACUAUGUUGGCUGUCCAACUCCAUUUAUUGCUGGUGUCCAUUCAUGUUUAAAAGAGAAAAUAAAACCGCUCUUAAUUCCUGGAGUUCGGCUUGUAGAUUUGGAUCAUGACAUAGUAUAUGGAACAGGGAAUAUAGGAAUGACUAUGCCGCCUGUUUUACGCCAUUGGUUAAUUAGACGGUGUAAUGCUUCACACAGUGCAAUUCUACAACAUAUACACUCAACAGAAAAUGUCGCUUCAACUGUUGCAUUACUGUUAGCUCGACCAUAUUUAGAAUUGAUGGCUAUUCUUCUUGGUCGCUAUCGAUCAGCAUUACAGCAUAAUGAAGCAUCUCCAUCUAUCAAUCUUUUACCGAUACAAUCAGCAAAUACUGAUAAUCGAUUACAGGAUAAAUUUGAUCAACCUCGUAUUGGUGGAUGGUUUUUUGAUCGUGCUGCAUUUGUAAUUUCUUGUGGUCAUGAAUUACAACCUUAUCUUACAGAACUUUUAAAUUCUCAAAUGGUGUUACAAUUUUUUGAAUCACGUGUGGCCAUUUUGAAUUCCGAUGUUGCAAUUAUUCCACCGGAUGAUUUUGAAGAUAUUAUUGAUCAUGUUUCCAUACCGAAACGUUCUAAUGGAUUAAAUGAUUUUUUAAAUUUCGGUCGAACGGAAUUCGAUAAAAUAACUCGAAAACUGACGCGGGAAUCCGAGAAACUUUCAAAGAAAUUAUUCAAUCGUCCUAAUACUAUGUUUCAAACAUUUAAAUUGGAUUGUCCUGCAAUAGAGAAACGAGAUUUUAAUAAUAGUGCUGCGUCAAAAGUUUACAGUAGAAAAUUAUUUAUUCCAACUUUGACAACUCGACCACCAGAACAACAAGAUGUUUGUGAAAUUUUGAGAAAACAAUUAAAAUUCCACGAUAAUAAUAAUAAUAAUAGUAAUAAUAAUAAUAAUCUUUAUUUAUCUAGUCAUUAUCAAGAAAAAAUUGAUCAAAAAGAAAAUAAUUCCCCAUCUGAUAAUCAUUCUGCAUGGCAACCUUUAUCCCCACAAAUAGAUCAUGAAUUGCGUAAUUCAGAACAAAAAAAUCGUAGUCUACUCACUAGUAUUCUAUUCGAACUACCUGAAAUGACAGCUGAUUUCUAUCUUCCAACAACCACAACAACAACAACAACAGCGAUAACAACCACAACUACAACUAGUCAAUUGACCGAUUCUUCAGUAUCACUUCGAGAUCAUUCUGAUAAUGAUAUAGAACAUAAAGCGGCAAUAUGUCAUCCCCGUAGUAAUUCAUCAAAACGUAUGGGUUAUUAUAUUGAGCCACCUGAAGAAAAACAAACUUUUCACGAUUGGGUUACAUUCGAUUGUAGCCCAUCUACAUGUCAUUCAUCUGACGAUCUUAUUAAUUUGACCAGUUCCUCUUCGAAUUUAUCCAAUACAUUAUAUGCGUUUUCAGAUGAAGCAUUUUUGAAUUCUUUAUCAACUGCUGAUAGCAAACCGAUUGAAUGUGAUCGUAGUCAAAUAGAACAAUCAAUUCUAGAUGAAUUCGACCAAUUAUCUGUAUCUCGAACAAGAAAUACAUAAUUGCCCCUGAACUAUAUUUCCAAUUACUACAUGUAUAUGUUUUCUUUUUCAAUCAUUAUGUUGCAUUGUAUUUUUUACGAAUGAAUCUCUGUUGUUGUUGUCUGUCAUCAGUUUGAAAUCUUAUUCCAUUCCGCUUGAAAUUGAUCUAAUCAGUAUGUUUAUCAUUUUUCUUUCUUUUUAUUACGCAAACGGAACAAUCGUCUUUUUUUUCUGUUAUAUUUUAACAUUUACUUGCUCAAAACUAUUAUUUUACUCUUUGAUAAUAUUUACCAUUUCUAAUAUUUGAUACUUUUUUUUAAAUAGUUGAUUGAUAUUUUCUAGUGAUUAUUUUGUGUAUAUUGAACAUUUAAAACAAAUGUUAACUUGAUAAAAGAAAAUUCUUUAAUUCGAAA